AUGGUCUCCCAAACCACUGGCGACGAGCAGGUGAAGUUCAAGAAAGAGAGCUUGGAGAUUCUGCAAACCAUCGACGACCAUGCUGGUACUCUUGGAAAGAAGAAAUUUUUUGGAGGAGACAACAUUGGAAUUUUGGACAUAGCCUUGGGAUGCAUUGCUCAUUGGACUGAAGUCAUUGAAGACGUGGCUGGGGGGAAGCUAUUUGAAGCCCAUGCAUUCCCUUACUUGCAUGCUUGGACUCAGAACUUCAAAGAAGUGCCUGCAAUCAAAGAAAACCUUCCUGAUCGUGAUAAAAUGCUGGUCCUCUUUAAGCGUGGCAGGGAAAAAUUGCUGGCGUCUCAGUGA
Prunus avium (sweet cherry) is the source of this 345-nucleotide messenger RNA. The record is from RefSeq and is a predicted model, not a curated record. NCBI's taxonomy places the organism in Eukaryota, Viridiplantae, Streptophyta, Magnoliopsida, Rosales, Rosaceae.